GGGCGGGCGGAAGGCGGAAGUGAGGCGGGCGAGGGACCCCGGGGGGGGGCGGGAGGCGGCGGUGGCGACCCCCCCCCCCCGCCGGCACCGGCACCCGCCCGGCGGGAUGGCCGUGACCUAGACCCAACCGGGGCCAGCGGGGCCGCCGCCAUGGAGCAGCCCCGGGACCGGGACGCGGCGGCCGAGGGAAGCGACGGCCCCGGCGGGAGCCGCGACAGCCCCGGGGGGACAGCGGGGGACAGCGCGGCCUGGAACGGGACCUGCGGCCGAGCCCCCGGCCCGGAGGAGGACGACGACGACCGCGACCCGGGCCCCGGGGCCCACCCGUGCUCCUGCCGCUACCGGGGGGAACCGGCCGCCCCCCCCAGCCCCGCGGCCGAGCGGCGGGACCGAUCCUGCGGCCUGAGCUGCCGCGCCUCGGCGCUGCCCCCCCGGCCGGGGGAGGGCGAGGACGAGGAGGAGGAGGAUGGCGCGGGGAAGGGAGGCCGAAGGCUGCGGAGGCGCCCGAGACAUCGCUCGACCCUGAAGGAGAAGGAGGAAGGCGGCCGGCGCGAGGGUGGCGCGGGCAAGCGGAACCGGCCGGCGCGGAAGAGGAGCCGCGGGGACGGGACCGAGGGGCCAACUGGCUACCGGGGGCUGCUGGCCCUGGGGGGGCUGCUGGCCCGGGGGCACCCGCUGGCCCGGGGGCUCGCCCGGGCGUGCCGGCUGGGCACCGAGGCCGUGGGGCAGCUGCUCUGCUCCUGCUGCCGCCUCGGCGAGCCGGGCUCGGCGCCGGCCGGUGUGUGGGGCUGGAGCCGGCGAGUGGGCCAGCGGGCCCGCAGCGGGUCCCUGCGGGCAGCCCGGUGGCUGAGAGCCGGGGCUGGGCUCUUCCUCCGCUUGCUCGGGAUGCUCGGAGCGCUCCUCCUCCUCCUCCUGGCGCUGGUGCUGAGGCUCUGCGGGCGCCUGGGCAGGAGCCGGCAAGCGGCUCGGCUGUGGGCGCUGCUGGACGUGGCCACGCUCCGCAGGACGUGGGGGCUGCUCGGGGAGAGCCGGCUGUGCCGGCACCUCGGGGACUGGCUGCGGAGGCGGCGGGAGCCCCCCUGGGUGCCCGCGGGGGGUGGGCCGGGGGACACGACGCCCGUCCGCGACGCCGGGGCCGGGGAGGAGGUGAGGCGGCUGCUGGCCAUGGCCGAGGUGCCCGAGGAGGAGCUGAACCCCUUCCAGGUGCUGGGCGUGGAGGCGACGGCGUCGGACGCUGACCUGAAGAAGGCUUAUCGUCGGCUGGCUGUGCUGGUCCACCCGGAUAAAAACGAGCACCCGAGGGCGGAGGCGGCGUUCAAGGUGCUGCGGGCGGCUUGGGACAUCGUCAGCAGCCCCGAGAGGAGGAAGGAGUACGAGCUCAAGCGGAUGGCAGAGAGCGAGCUGACGCGGUCCAUGAGCGAGUUCCUGAGCCGGCUGCAGGACGACCUGAGGGAGGCCAUGAACACCAUGAUGUGCAGCAAGUGCCAGGGGAAGCACAAGAGGUUCGAGAUGGAUCGCGACCCCCUCAGCGCCCGGUACUGCGCCGAGUGCGGGGGGCUGCACCCUGCCGAGGAGGGCGACUUCUGGGCCGAGUCCAGUUUGCUGGGGCUGAAGAUCACCUACUUCGCCAUGAUGGACGGCAAGAUCUACGACAUCACGGAGUGGGCCGGCUGCCAGCGCGUGGGGAUCUCCCCGGACACCCACCGCGUCCCCUACCACAUCUCCUUCGGCUCCAGGAGCUCCGGGCGGCAGAGGAGUGCCUCCAAGGGCGGCCCCACCUCGGCUGCCGACCUGCAGGAUUUCUUCACCCGCGUCUUUCAGGGGAGCUCAGGACAGAUGCCGGGGGGGCCCUUCCCGCCACCCCCUACCCCUCCAGGGGCCACAGCCCCCCCAGGGGUGCCCCCCCGGGCUGAGGGGGCUGCCCCCAAAGGUGACGCGAAGCACAAGAGGCGGAAGAAGGUGCGUCGGCCGUUGCAGCGCUGAGCGGCGCCGGGCAUGAAAAGGGCUCUUUCAAAUAAAAAAAAUCUAUUUUUC
Molecule: messenger RNA, 2034 nt
Organism: Tyto alba (common barn owl)
Lineage: Eukaryota; Metazoa; Chordata; Aves; Strigiformes; Tytonidae
Gene: DNAJC14
Product: DnaJ heat shock protein family (Hsp40) member C14
Exons: 7
Coding region: 151-1983 (610 amino acids)
Molecular function (GO): dopamine receptor binding
Source: RefSeq, a predicted model, not a curated record